AAUUUGGCUUUAUAGCUAGAUUUCAGAACAGCAGUAAGUAUCAUUGCAUCCUAAUGAUCGGAAUAAGAAGAUUUGUUUGAAUUAUCAGUUUAGUCACACAAGUUGGUGAUGCUCAUGAAAAUUUGAAGUUGCUCUUGUUAAGCUAACAAUUCUUUCACAUCUUUUUUGUGGGGUUUUGUCUCAAAAUCGUUUUAGAUCCAUUAUUCUCGAAGUGGGUUUUAAUCGGAGAUGAAGAAUCCGGCCGGUGAUGUGAUGAUGGAGAUGAAGAAUCCGGCCGGUGAUGUGAUGAUGGAGAUAGAGGCGAGCAAACCGGCUGCAGGGAUGGUAGUGGGGGGUUUGAGUCCUCUGAGUGAGACGCUGUGGAGGGAUAGGACAGCCACUGAGUUUGUAGGAGAUGUAUCUGCGCGGUUAACAUGGAAAGAUCUUACAGUUAUGGUGACUCUCAGCAAUGGACAGACCCAGAAGGUUUUGGAGGAACUCACAGGGUACGCCGAGCCUGGUACUCUCACCGCUCUUAUGGGUCCGUCCGGUUCCGGUAAAUCUACCCUUCUGGAUGCUCUAUCUAGCCGCCUCGCUGCCAAUGCUUUCCUUGCCGGAACCAUUCUUCUUAAUGGCCGGAAAACCAAGCUCUCGUUCGGAACUGCAGCCUAUGUUACUCAAGAUGACAACCUGAUCGGAACUCUGACGGUGAGGGAAACGAUUUCAUACUCUGCUCGACUGCGCCUUCCCGAUAGGAUGCCUUGGUCGGAGAAGCGUGCUCUGGUUGAAGGCACCAUUAUCGAGAUGGGUCUUCAAGAUUGCGCCGAUACCGUUAUCGGAAAUUGGCAUCUCAGAGGGAUCAGUGGAGGAGAAAAGCGGCGAGUUAGUAUUGCUCUCGAAAUUCUGAUGCGACCCAGAUUGCUCUUUCUCGAUGAACCCACAAGCGGCCUAGACAGUGCUUCGGCUUUCUUCGUAACGCAGACACUCCGGGCCCUAUCUAGAGACGGUAGGACUGUCAUUGCCUCCGUUCACCAGCCAAGUAGUGAAGUCUUCGAGCUGUUCGAUCAAUUGUAUUUGCUUUCUGGAGGCAAAACUGCGUACUUCGGCAAGGCUUCGGAAGCAUAUGAGUUCUUUGCACAAGCUGGAUUCCCAUGCCCAGCUUUGCGAAAUCCAUCAGAUCAUUUUCUCCGGUGUAUUAAUGCUGAUUUCGACAAAGUUAAGGCUACUCUAAAAGGGUCCAUGAAACUUCGGUUUGAGGCAAGUGACGAUCCGCUGGAAAAGAUAACCACAUCAGAAGCAAUCCGAACUCUUAUUGCCUUUUACCGGACAUCUCAACAAUGUUAUGCUGCCAAGGAGAAGGUUCAGGAGAUGUCUAAAGUUAAAGGGACCGUUCUUGAUUCUGGAGGCAGUCAAGCUAGUUUCCUGAUCCAAUCGUAUACAUUGACGAAACGCUCCUUUGUUAACAUGUCUAGAGACUUUGGGUAUUAUUGGCUUAGGCUUCUAAUCUAUAUUGUGGUUACCAUCUGCAUUGGAACAAUUUACUUGAAUGUGGGCACCAACUACAGCGCAAUUUUGGCUAGGGGAGCAUGUGCAUCGUUUGUAUUUGGCUUUGUCACAUUCAUGUCUAUUGGAGGGUUUCCUUCCUUUGUAGAAGACAUGAAGGUUUUCCAAAGAGAGAGGCUGAAUGGGCACUAUGGAGUCACUGCUUUUGUCGUAGGAAAUACACUUUCUGCGAUGCCAUUCCUAAUCAUGAUCACCUUCAUCUCUGGAACCAUUUGUUACUUCAUGGUCCGACUUCAUCCUGGCUUCGAACAUUACUUGUUCUUUGUGCUGUGCCUUUAUGCCAGUGUAACCGUUGUUGAGAGCUUGAUGAUGGCCAUAGCUAGUGUUGUCCCCAAUUUCCUCAUGGGCAUCAUCAUUGGAGCUGGAAUUCAGGGAAUAUUCAUGCUUGUUUCUGGGUACUUCAGACUCCCUAAUGACAUCCCAAAACCUGUCUGGCGUUACCCCAUGUCUUACAUUAGCUUCCACUACUGGUCUCUACAGGGGCAAUACCAAAAUGAUCUGAAAGGCUUGUUAUUCGACAACCAAUCACCUUAUCUUCCUAAGAUUUCCGGUGAAUACGUCCUGGAGAACGUAUUCCAAAUCGACGUGCAUCGAUCAAAAUGGAUCGAUCUGAGUGUAAUCUUCAGCAUGAUCAUAAUAUACCGCAUCAUCUUCUUCAUCAUGAUCAAGAUCAAUGAGGAUGUGACCCCCUGGAUUAGAGGUUACAUAGCAAGGAGAAGAAUGCAACAAAGCAAUGGAACUCAGAAUACCACGGUUGCUCCUGUUGCCCUCACCCAGUCUCCUUCUUUGAGGACUUAUGUGGGCAGAAGGUAGGAUGAUAGAUGAAAAAAUUAUUGUUGUAAGUUGUGAGAUUGAACCCAGUCACUCCUGUUUAGGAUUUAAUCUAAUCCAUCUAUCUAUCGUUCUUUUUUUUUCUUUAUUUUUAAUUAGCAUAAUUUGAAAAAUAAAAAAUGAGACUACCA
This is a messenger RNA of Rubroshorea leprosula, 2504 nucleotides long. The record is from the annotation of a GenBank genome assembly. Lineage: Eukaryota; Viridiplantae; Streptophyta; Magnoliopsida; Malvales; Dipterocarpaceae.